This is a messenger RNA of Loa loa (African eye worm), 1780 nucleotides long. RefSeq lists its product as hypothetical. Lineage: Eukaryota; Metazoa; Nematoda; Chromadorea; Rhabditida; Onchocercidae. The coding region runs from base 44 to 1120 and encodes 358 amino acids. The record is from RefSeq and is a predicted model, not a curated record. The transcript is spliced from 8 exons.
UUUCAGACUUUAUCUUUUCAAUUACUUGGUAAUUGUAACCGAGAUGCCUGCGGUGUACAAUUUAAUCGUUAGUCAGAAAACAUGGAAUGGGGACCAAUUGGCUAUUCAUCUUUUCGCAUACAAGGAAUUAUUAAGACUUGUUAAGGAAUUGGACAUGAAUCAGAUUGAAGAAGUCAUGGAUGUCACUAGCAUAUGUCUGAAGAAAGAAAAUGAAUUGCCUUCGCUAGAUUUAUUACGAGUUAGCGCUGAACUGUUAUCUGUUAUUGAAGGGAAGGCUGAAUUAUUUGCUGGCAAAAAAUUGAUACAGAAGGAGUGGUCAAUUAAUUUUCGUAUCAUUAUUAGGCGUCUGCUACAGACUCCAGCUAUCGCACUGGCUACACCAAGUACAUCGAAGGAGGCACUUGGUCAGUAUUUACCAAUAUUAUUUGAGUUAUCAGAUGAAUUGGUUUUCCUGAUUGGUAGCCACUGGUUUGAAAGUGACCCGGACUUUUUGUUAUUGCUAUCUUCCAUGUCUUCUAUACGAUUGCAAGAAGUCUUCCACAAUCAAACAUCUAUUAAAGAAGCAUUCGUUCAUGGGCGCCUUCACUGCCACUUUGCGCGUUACGGUGAAUACGCCAACAUCUUACCGGAUGAUAAGGCAACAAUAUUGUGUGGAACACUACGAGAAUCUGCAAUUUACACAUGCGAGUAUUAUCACAACUGUGAAGAAAACUCAGAUGAUUUCAAGAAAGUGAUAAUAUCAACAUUCCAAUUUCUUUGUAUAUACAUAGAUUUUGGAGGAUUGCUUACAUUACCUUUAGAUUACACGAAAAACCUUGGCGAAGUACUUCUUCGUCUUGCAGUCAGUUGCUGCGAAAUUUCGUUGGUUCCGUUGGAAUGCCUAGCAAAAGUGAUAUGUGAGUUACCGAAUUUACCUAACACAACAUUGGACACGAUCACGGACGCUUUAAGGAAAUGUAAUAACAAAUUGAAUGAAGAAGAUGUAGUCCGAAUAUUGGAUACUUUGCAUGUGCAGCUGCAGGGAAGUAUUCCGAGCAGAAAAUGGUGUCCAACAAUCAGUUUACAUAAAGUGACUGAACUUCUGCAGCAGAUAAAAUCGAGACAAGAAUAUGCUAAGUAGUAAUGUUGCACGCUUCUUUUUUUGUCCAUUCAUUUAAAUGUGAGAACAAAUGCUUUUUCUUGGAUAUUUUGGACGGGAAUAUGAAGAAGUGAUUUUCUAUAUACGGGCAGUUUAUUUUUUUAGUUUUUACUUAUUUUAUCUUGAAUAUGUGAUGUCGGUGUUUUGUCUUCUUAGAUCUUUUUUUUAGAAAUAAUUUUCUAAAUUUUUGUUACUUCAAAAUUGUCAUAAAUCAUAAUUUUACGUUAGAUCCCUCAGACAUAUGCAUCAAUGCCACGUAUGCUAUAUUUGGAAUUGAUUCACUUCUCUAUUCAUGUAUCCACGGCAAUUUCUAUUCUUUAUAUGAUCUACCAUUUAAUGCUUUAUUUUCGCCUUUUAUAGAAUGCAAUUUUGUAACUGCAACAUUUAAUUUAUUUUCAUUGGCUUCUACCUCCACAUCUGUAAAUUUAAUUGAUGUUUUGUAACGAUGAAAAAGUUGAAUUCAUUACUGCAAUUUUAUUUACAGAAUAAGAAAUCUUUCAAGAGGACUUAUAAAUUAUUUUUGUUCAGAAGUAAAUGUCUGAAAAAAAUGGGACAGAGUUGUUAUAGUCAUGCAAUGUCUAUAUUUCAUCUGUCCUCCACCGCCUCAUACAUUCAGAUACUGCAAGGACUGAUAAAAUGAAC